CCCCCACCCCCACCCCGCGAAGAAUCUCAAUGAUUCCAUCCCCACCAAAAGGUAGACAAAUAAAAAAAUCUCCCUCCCAGCGUUCAACAACACCUUGCAAAUUUCACCGGUUGUUUAUUUUCAGUAAACCUCUCUUCAGCCCCUGAACCCAGCUUUUCUUUUCAAUUUCACCCCCUUUUCUGCCUUCCUCCGUACUCCUCUUCUUUCGUAAUUAGGGUUUCGGGAUUUUAAACGAGAAUGAAGCACGCAGCGACGAAGAAGAAGAAGAAGAAGCGGCCACGUGCGACGAAACUGCCGGCGGUCAACGAUUCGUCACGUGAGACGCAACGUCAGCAGGAUCAGCAGCUAAAAGUGGAAGACAAGGAAGAACAAGAAAAGCUUCUCUGCUCGUUAAUGGAAGCCUUUGGUUCGAUCUCUCUAGAAGAAGCCACUACAGCUUAUAACCAAGCAAACGGGGAUUUGGAUAAAGCGGCGGUGAUUCCGUCCAAUUUGAUCGAUGAAGAUAACAACAGUGAAGAUCCGGAACAGUCCACGAGCUCGAUCUGGAGCGGAUCAUCGUCGUCGGGUUCAUCCGGGUCAGGUUUUGCUGAAACGGGUUGCAUACAAAAUAUGAAUGGUGGUAGGGGACGCUGCAGAGUGGGAAAGCAGCAGAAACGAGUGGUGGCAGCAACGGGGAUGGUUUCGACGGUUCUCGGGAAAGAAUACGUUAGGGCAAGCCCGCGGCGAGACUCGGCGCCAACGGCGGCGGGGAGAUCGGUGUUGGUGAAGGAAGAGGCGGAGCAAUUCUUAUGCUCAAUGCUUGGGGACGAGUGUGAACUUAGCAUGGCUGUUGUUAGAGAUGUUUUAUGUCAGUGUGGAUACAAUGUGGAAAAGGCUUUGGAUGCAUUACUUGAUUUGUCUGCUUCCUCCUAUGAACAAUCCAAGAAUUGUAAGGACAAUGUGAACAAUAGACAAGAUACAGGAUUCCUCACUGACUGUGCGGACAGUGUAACAGAUAGGGCAUCUGAUUGCAUGUCUAAUUCAUCAGAAAGUGAACUUCAGGAUAGUAUAUGGUCAGUGGGCUAUGGUUGCAGGAAUUACUCAAAGGUUCUUGCUGGUUCUGAAGCUCUACCAACUUGCCCAAGGAGUAAUGUGUCAGAUCUCCCUCAUGAGGUGUUGGCUUCUUUAUUUAACAUCCCCAAAAGUUCCGAACAGGAACCAAGCACUAUGAAUUGGAGGAAUGUAGUAAAGAAGAUGCAGUCAUUGGGACCAGGGAUUGAUGUUAGUCCAUCUAGUGUUGCAGAGCCUCAGCAGGAAAUCUAUGCUAAGGGAGAUGAAUAUAACAAAUUUAGAAAGACUGCCGAAGAGCACUGGGAUUCAAUGAGAUCCUACUAUCAGAAGGCUGCUACAGCAUAUUCAAAGGGGGAAUGGGAGUAUGCAGCUUACCUUUCUGAUCAGGGGAAGAAACAGACUAAAUUGGCCAGGGAAGCAGAUGAAAGGGCAAGCCAGGAUAUAUUUAAAGCUAGGAACAAAGGAUUUGAAAAUGUGAUAACAAUUGAUUUGCAUGGGCAACAUGUCAAUCAAGCAAUGAGACUUUUGAAACUGCACCUUCUAUUUGGAACCCAUGUGCCCUCGGUUCAAACUCUGAGGGUUAUCACUGGAUGUGGAACGCAUGGCAUGGGGAAGUCAAAACUGAAACAGUCGGUCAUUAAGCUUCUGGAAGAGGAAGGUAUUCAGUGGCGAGAAGAGAACCGCGGAACUGUGCUAGUUAAGCUUGAUGGAUACAGGGAGUUUAGCUUUUUAGAUUCUGUUAGUGACACCGAGUAAAGUAAUUAAUGUAAUAUCAACCACAGGUUUUCCUCAUCAUCCUCUGUUAGUGUAAGAAUGACUAGGAUGUAAUAUAACAGGUUAAUGUAGUGUUUUUAACAACAGGUAUCAGAUGUUCAUAUGUGUAUGUAGAAGUUCUGUAGGCCGGUGAAAGCUUCUUUAAGAUGAAGCUUCCCUGUUCCUAUAUGUUGAUUUUAGCUAAAUCAUGUACCCGACUCAGUUCUUAGUAAUGACAAAGACACAUGAAAGACUACAUUUCUAAGUUACAAACAAAGACUAUGUUGAUGAGGCA
Messenger RNA from Theobroma cacao (cacao), 2098 nucleotides. Its product is annotated as smr (Small MutS Related) domain-containing protein. Lineage: Eukaryota; Viridiplantae; Streptophyta; Magnoliopsida; Malvales; Malvaceae. The record is from RefSeq and is a predicted model, not a curated record.